This is a messenger RNA of Pyrus x bretschneideri (Chinese white pear), 2336 nucleotides long. RefSeq names its product putative F-box/FBD/LRR-repeat protein At5g44950. Lineage: Eukaryota; Viridiplantae; Streptophyta; Magnoliopsida; Rosales; Rosaceae. The transcript is spliced from 4 exons. Bases 564 to 2051 code for a protein of 495 amino acids. Gene Ontology annotation, molecular function: protein binding. The record is from RefSeq and is a predicted model, not a curated record.
CUCGCCCCAUUUUCAUCUUAUAUCUCGGUUUGCAUUGGAACAGUUCUGUAAAUAAUGCUUAAUUAUUAUUAUUAUUAUUAUUAGAACUAAUACUGCUAAUCAUUAAUUUCGUGACAAAGCAACCAGUUGAUCUUAAAAAAAAAAAAAAAAUAAAUAAAUAAUAAUACUGAUAAUCACAAAGUUAUGGACUGGUUUCUGGAAAAUUAAAAAAAAAAACAGCUUAUUAAAAAUUUUGGAACACCAAAUGUGUUUGAUAAAGCAAAAGCUGUCGUCUGUUUCAUCGUCGAAAUCAGGCUAUCUUCAACGAGGGUUCUAGUCCUCUGCAACUUUAGCCAUAUCACCAUAUAUUCACAAAUCAAGCCGUAUCUCAAGCCGUUUCCGGCCGAUCCAGCCGGUUCCGAGCCGUACCUCAAACGAACCGAGGUGUUCCCGUUUCCGGAGCGCGAUAUGGGCACCAAUGUGCCGAAUCGGUCCUUCAAAUUUAAGGAAGAAGAUGCUUGCUGUGCAGAAAAUGGAAGACCCAAUUUUCUUGUAAAAGUAUAAAACCCAGUGAGUGCAUCAGUAUGGAUGGAAAUCGUAAAUUAAUGGCAGCUGGAAGUUAUCAACGUCAUGGAGUUAGAGCUUUGGCUAAGAUUAUGACAGACAGAAUUAGUGAUCUUCCCGAUGGAGUUGCUCAUCACAUUCUUUCCUUCCUUGCUAUCACAGACCUCACUCGUUUCGGCUGUGUGUCCAAAAGAUGCAAACAACUUUAUCUGUCAACCCCUUCAUUGGAUAUUGAUGUAUUUUCUGAUGCACAUAUGGUUUCCUGCUUUAAGCAGUUGUUGAGUUCUUUGGAUAGGUUUUUAUGGAUGCAUCGUGGCGUUAAUAAAAUACAACGAUUUCGUAUCUAUUGGGAUGAUUUUUGCCUUGACGAUUUCCUUGAACCUGAUUUUCUUGAAGAUGCGACUUUUCGAUUGAUGACAUGGAUCCACAAUGCUGUAAGCUGUAACGUUGAAGUCCUUGAGGUUGAUAUCCGGAUGAUGAUUUGUCGGAGGAGACAACCUUUGUUUCCGUUGUCUGUCUUUCUUUGUGGAUCAUUGAAGUCUCUUUUUCUGAACAUGGGCCGUAUACUUCUUAAAGCACCCUCACUUACUUCUUCCUCUAAUCUCGAGUACUUGGAGUUGAGAUGUGUUUGUAUAAAAGAUGAGGAUUUUUUCAAAUGGAUCUCAAGUUCAUGUAAGUGCAUCAAGGAUUUACAUCUUGAAUAUCUUGAGGGAAUAAACAAUGUCACCAUUGAAAGCUCCUCUUUGAAAUCGUUUAGUUUUGUGAUGGUUGCUGACUCGGCUGACGGUGCCUGCCACAUCAACAUCUCAGGUGAGCAACUUGAAGAAAUAUGUAUCAGCUGGGAACAUACUCUUACAGGCAGCAGAUUACUAAAUAUCCGUGCUCCAAAUCUUAAGUAUCUGAAGUGGUAUGGGUGUUUGUCGAUGCGCCAAAAUUUGGGGGAACUAAUGUGUUUAGAAAAAGCUGAACUUUCUUUGAUGCCUGAAGCGGAUGACCUUAACUUCUUGUCUGCGGUUCUUUGCAGUAUAAGCAGGGUUAAAGUUCUUACUCUAAACCAUGAGACCACCAUGGCAGUGUUCAAUGGGGGUUUGAAGGCAAGACUAUUAGGAUAUGUUUUUCAUUUGAGCAUUUCUAUUGGAAGCUUCCGUGAUGUCCUAGUUCCAGGAAUGGUCUCCGUUUUUGGAGGACUACAUAAUUUGAAUACUUUGGAGAUAAAGACUAAUCAAUGGUCAUGUGACCGAGAAUAUUGUUCUGGGUUUGACAUGGGAUACUGGGGUUUGCAAAACCUUUCUUUUAUUCAUCAACUUAAGGAGGUGACGAUAGAGCUGUGCAAUGGAUUUAACAGAAUUCAGUUUGCAAAAUAUAUCCUCGAGCAUGCUCAGAAUUUGAAGAAGGUGAAGAUCGUUCAUUUGCCUUGGCAGUGUAACAAUAUAGCAGAGGUAAAGAAAAGCAAAAUGGCUUCCAAUAUUGCCACAGUUGUCUUUGAGGAAUAUAGGACACCCAGAUGAGUAAAUUGAUUUCCAGCUUACAUGUCUUGCAUUCAACAAAAGUAACGUCUAGGUGUAAGGCUGAGGUACUUUUGCUUUGUUGUAAGGUAUUGAUUAGCUUAGAACAGUAGUGAAGGGUUGGUUGACAAUAGUUUAUCGUAAUUUAUGCAAGCUCGCCAGACGAAGAAUCUAGACGUUUGAAAGUUCUCUCAAAUGUAUUGCAUCUUGUUGCUUUCAAAGUCCACCCAUCGUUUAGCGCUUGGUAUCUGAUCGUUUUAAUGAUGUUCCAUCGUUUCUUUGCGAAUC